CAGUUGCGAUGUAGAGAUUUGUUUUUUGGUUUUUUUAUAAAAGAAAAAAAAAGCAUGGCGAAUCUAAGUUAUCCACUUACGUCUCUUCAUGUGACCUCCGCCCAAGCUCAGAUCCUUGAAAAUCCACUUCAGACUUAUCUCCUGGGAAUCAUAAUCUCUAUUUGUGGGAAUGUCCUCAUCAGCAUAUCUCUCAACAUACAGAAAUAUGCUCAUGUCCGCCAGGCUCAGCGUUGCUCUAAGCCCUACUACACCUCGGUGAUAUGGUGGUGUGGUGUGAUUCUAAUGGGUGUUGGAGAACUCGGGAACUUUGCUGCCUACGGCUUUGCCCCGGCAUCACUCAUAGCCCCGCUGGGCUGUGUUUCUGUCAUAGCCAGUGCUGUCAUAUCCGUGGUUUUUCUCAAGGAGACAGUGCGUGCAUCUGACAUCGUUGGUAAGAGCCUGGCAAUAACAGGAACAUAUGUCCUGGUGACCUUUGCCCCUCACACCUCCACACACAUCACAGCCCAUGUGAUCCAGUACUACGUGAUCAGCUGGCACUUCUUGCUCUAUCUUUUCAUAGAGGUCAUUGUCUUUUGCAUCCUGCUGUAUCUGUACAAGAGGAGGAAUGUGAAGCACAUCGUCAUUGUCAUGCUGCUGGUGGCCCUGCUGGCCUCUCUAACAGUUAUCUCAGUCAAAGCUGUGUCAGGGAUGAUCCAAGAGUCAAUAAAAGGCGACCUGCAGUUUAUCUAUCCCAUCUUCCAUGUCAUGCUUGUGAUCAUGGUCGCCUCCUGCGCCUUCCAGAUUAAAUUCCUCAACCAAGCCAUGAAAAUGUUUGAUGCCACAGAGGUAGUUCCUGUCAAUUUCGUGUUUUUUACCGCAAGUGCCAUUAUUGCAGGGAUAGUGUUUUACCAGGAAUUUGAAGACUUGGAUUUACUAAACAUUUUUAUGUUUCUAUUUGGUUGUCUUCUGUCUUUCCUUGGAGUUUUCCUCAUAGCCAGGAACAGGCCAAAAAUAAAGCAACAAGAUCCCAAUUUUAUCGCAAUGGAUCAAAUUCCUGGGAGAAGGCGCACAGACCAAGAGAGGCCUGAGGCAAAGACUUCAACAUACGGAUCACUGGCAGCAAAACUUAUGUGCAACAGAGCUGACCAAACAGGCGAUUCAUAGGACAAGUCUCUAUUUUCUCUGGUUCUUCACCUAUAUCUCUUAAACCAACAAUAAAGGUUGUUUAUGUGAGUCUGAAGAUUUUGUGUAAAAUAUUGAAUCUUUUUCUACAUCUGUUAAGAUUCUCAUUGAUUUGGUGAGACAUCUUAACAGUGUUUCCUGCAAAGUUGUCAGGAAAAAGAACAUUAAACAUUAAAGAUAAUGUUCAGGCCACUCUGAAAAAGACUUUACAAUGUACGAUAUGGAUUGUGGUUAAUUGAUCAACUAAUUGGUUGGUCCAUGUGUUCAGUUGAGAAUAAAGUACAAACCUUGAUACACCAAAA
Labrus bergylta (ballan wrasse) is the source of this 1463-nucleotide messenger RNA. The record is from RefSeq and is a predicted model, not a curated record. NCBI's taxonomy places the organism in Eukaryota, Metazoa, Chordata, Actinopteri, Labriformes, Labridae.